UUUGGCCGCACAUUGUUCCUUAUGUUUUUUGAACAAAAACGUGUGUUUGUUGGCAAGUGCGAUUAAUUUUAUUUCUAUUCCAGUGGUAAAUAAUAUUUAAUUGAAAUCUUCAAACGUCCAAUCUGUCCACAUAAUGGCUGGUGGAAAAACAAUACUGCAAUUCCAUGAAAUGGAAUUGGACGAACGUCUGCUUAAGGCUAUUUCAAAGAUGGGAUGGCUUCAGCCCACACUUAUACAGGAGGCUGCUAUACCAUUGCUUUUGGAAGGCAAGGAUGUUGUAGUUCGUGCGCGAACUGGUUCGGGCAAAACAGCUGCAUUUGCUUUACCUUUGUUGCAAAAGUUGCUUAAUUCAAAAUUAAAUGCGUCCGAACAAUGUACUAGUGCAUUGGUUCUGUCACCAAGUAAAGAGUUAUGUCAACAAACACGAACUGCAAUGGAACAAAUGGCUGAUAAAUGUGGCAAAGUUGUACGCAUUGUAGAUCUCUCAUCCAGCGAUGUUGUUGCACAGCAGCAUGUGCUUUCAGAACGUCCCGAUGUGGUGAUAUCCACACCAGCUAAAAUACUCACACAUAUACAGUCUGGAGCGCUGGAUUUGAAAAAUAUCGAAAUUCUGGUUGUAGAUGAAGCGGAUCUGGUAUUUUCUUUCGGGUUUGAAAAAGAUUUCAAAAAACUUGUAGAACAUCUUCCGCCAAUUUAUCAAGCAGUGCUCGUAUCCGCUACUUUAUCAGACGAUGUGAUGAACAUGAAAAAUAUCGUGCUUCAUAACCCAGUUGUUCUGAAACUGGAAGAGCCAGAUCUUGUGCCCGAAAGUCAGCUUUCACAUCAGCGCAUUUCGGCAGAGGAGAACGACAAACCAGCGAUAUUAUAUGCUUUAUUGAAAUUACGUUUAAUUCGUGGCAAAAAUGUAAUUUUCGUCAAUUCAGUGGAUCGCUGCUACAAACUGAAACUAUUCUUGGAACAAUUUCAAAUAAAAUCAUGCGUACUAAAUUCAGAGCUGCCUACAAAAAUACGUAUACAUACAAUAAACCAGUUCAACCAAGGUAUCUAUGAUCUAAUAAUCGCAUCCGAUGAGCAUAUGUUGGAGAAUCCUGGCCGUAAUAAGAGUGAUCGUGAAUCUGGCGCAUCUCGAGGUAUAGAUUUUCACUGCGUUGCGAAUGUAAUAAAUUUCGACUUUCCCAUCGAUGUUAAUUCCUACAUACAUCGGGCUGGACGUACGGCACGUGGCACAAAUAAGGGAAGUGUUUUAUCAUUUGUCAGUUUAAAUGACAAAGAAACGAACGAAGCUGUAGAGGAGCGUCUGCGUAGCGGCUUCAUGAGUGAGGAUCAAGUAAUUAAAAAUUACCAGUUCAAACUGGAAGAAGUUGAACCAUUUCGCUAUCGCGCACAAGAUGCCUGGCGUGCAAUCACGCGCAUUGCAGUACGCGAGGCACGCAUGCGUGAAAUCAGAAUAGAAAUUUUCAAUAGCGAAAAAUUGAAGGGUUUUUUCAAUGAAAACACCAGAGACCUGCAAGUACUGCGUCAUGAUAAACCACUGAAGACGGUCAAGGUACAACCACAUUUAUCACACGUACCGGAGUAUAUUGUGCCAAAAGCACUGAAACGUGUUGCUGUAACUGCUGUAACACGCGCACCCAAACAAUCCCGCGGUUAUCACUCGACAACGAAAGCUGCAUAUGAAAAUCAAAGGGAUAAUCCUUUGCUUUGUAGUGAAAUCGAUUAUGGCCGGAAACGUGGUGGUGGUAAAAGGAAGUAAAAACUUAUCAUUUUUAAUUUGUUUUACUUUUUAAGUUUUAGUGAUAAUGUUGUAAAAUAAAUUAAAAUAUAAAACUUUCUUGCUUUAAUUUUUCACUUACGUACAUACUUCUAUGC
Molecule: messenger RNA, 1869 nt
Organism: Ceratitis capitata (Mediterranean fruit fly)
Lineage: Eukaryota; Metazoa; Arthropoda; Insecta; Diptera; Tephritidae
Gene: Hlc
Product: probable ATP-dependent RNA helicase DDX56
Exons: 5
Coding region: 134-1753 (539 amino acids)
Cellular component (GO): nucleolus
Molecular function (GO): nucleic acid binding; ATP binding; RNA helicase activity
Source: RefSeq, a predicted model, not a curated record